AUGGCCGAAGCACCGCGCGAACGUCCGCUGGCCGUCGCCGUAAACUCCAACCCCAGCGUCAAUCCACAUCCCACACCUCCUACAAACAACGAAGGAGCAGGCACCAACAACGCGCCCAAAGAUCAGCUGCCGGGUCAUCCCAGUUUCCGCCGACAGCGAGCUUCACGAGCAUGUGAGACGUGUCACGCCCGGAAGGUCCGUUGCGAUGCCGCUAGUCUCGGCGUGCCAUGCACCAAUUGUGUGGCCUUUUCCAUCGAAUGCAAGAUCCCGGCUCCCAAGAGGAAGAAGACUGCGGGGAAGAAGGAUACGGACAGCGAUCGAGCAGAAUCCAACGCCGACAAUGAUCAAUCCCCGGGAGUCAACAGUGAAGCCUUUCCCGGACGCAACGAGAUGCCCAUGAGUCGUGAUAUCCCUCCAGAGAAGAUUGGCCUCAACACUUCCGCCGGUAUGCCCAAGGCAGAAGGAUCGGAAGCCUACUACGCCAGCCAUCAAGCUAUGACGGGGGUCUACGUGCAGUACAUGAAGCCCAAGUUUGCCAGAGCGCCCAUCAAGGAAGCUGGACGGGUGGCAUAUCUUGGCGAAUCCUCAAACCUUUCCCUCCUCGUCCAGGAUCGACAUGGCGCGAAUGAUGUGGUCCACUAUCCUCUUCCAGACAAUGUUCGCGGAGCUCGAGCGCGCAUCAACGAGCUCGAUAACGUUGAGAUUGACAUUCUACAUCAACGAGGAGCUUUCCUCCUCCCUCCACGCCAGCUGUGCGAUGAGCUGGUCGAGGCUUUCUUUACCUGGAUUGCACCCGUGGUCCCUGUCAUCAACCGCAGCAAGUUUAUGCGGCGAUAUCGGGACUCGAAAAACCCGCCUUCCCUUCUCCUCCUUCAAGCAAUCUUGCUUGCGGGUUCACGUGUGUGCAAGAACCCUCAGCUAAUGGACGCAAACGGAUCAACAACACCAGCCGCAAUGACCUUUUACAAGCGUGCAAAGGCGCUUUAUGACGCAAACUACGAAGACGACAGAGUAACGAUUGUGCAAGCGCUCAUUUUGAUGGGAUGGUAUUGGGAAGGUCCAGAGGACGUCACGAAGAACGUAUUUUACUGGAGCCGAGUAGCGGUGAUUGUUGCUCAAGGCUCCGGUAUGCAUAGGAGCGUCGAAGGCUCACAACUCACAAAGGCGGACAAACGACUGUGGAAGAGAAUUUGGUGGACAUUGUUCACACGAGAUCGCUCUGUUGCAGUCGCACUUGGCCGUCCAGUUUCCAUCAACAUCGACGACUCUGACGUGGAGAUGUGCACCGAAGACGACUUCAUCGACGACGAGCCUGAUCGACCCGCAGAGUUUCCUCCGGACCCCGUCCACGUACAAUUCUUCCUCAAUUACGUCAAACUGACAGAGAUCAUGGGUCUCGUUCUCUCCCAACAGUACUCGGUAGCAUCCAAAGGACGACAGCACAAUGCGCUUGACCUAACACACAGCGACAUGGCACUUGCGGAUUGGCUUUCGCACUGCCCAGCAGAGGUUCGAUGGGAUCCACAAAGGCACCAUUUCUGGUCCGCACUACUUCACGCAAACUACUAUACCACCCUGUGCCUCCUCCACAGAGCACACAUGCCACCAGCAGGCGCAGGCGACGCCAAGCCGAUGAAUGGCUAUCCCGAAGAAACGGCCUAUCCAUCUCGCGGGAUUGCAUAUCAAGCCGCCGCCAUGAUCACGUCCAUCAUUGAAGCGUUGCARACACACGACCAACUACGUUGCACUCCUGCAUUCAUUGUCUACAGUCUCUUCUCCGCAUUGAUCAUGCACGUCUAUCAGAUGCGCUCGACCAAUCAGUCCAUCGUCACCGCUACACAAAGUCGGCUGUCCACUUGUAUGACGGCGCUCAAGGAUGUCUCCAAGGUUUGGUUGGUCGCGAAGAUGGUGCACACCCUGUUUGAAUCCAUUCUUGGAAACAAGGCUCUGGAGGAACGGCUACAGAAAGCAGCAGGACGUAAGCACAACAAGCACAAGCCGAAUGGCAGUAAGAAACACAGUGUCGAUACGCCACCAGUUGAUCCAGCAGACCACAAGCGGAAGUUUGAUGACAUGGAACUGGGAUACUCGAAUGGACCGCCUGCUCCGCAAAUGUCGUACGAGCGAUCGCGACCUCAAUCACCAGCUUUGUCACCCCAACAGAACCUUCCAUCGGGCAGUCAACCACCCGAGAUGCCAGGAAUACCAAACAUGACGGCCAGCAGUCCAGUUAUACGACACGGAAAUGACGCAUUCAUGGGGCGUUCAAGACCGCACACCCGACCGACAUCACCCUUCAACAACUUUUCAUAUCCCGGUACACCUCCCGACUUUUUCCUUCACACCAGAGGAUCGCCCAAGAUUGCCGAAGAUGUAUGGCAGAACUACCAACCCGAUCAACUCUUCCCGCCGGAGUCAAAUCAGCUCUUCAACGCGUUCUCCGCCAGUUCCCCCCAACAGAUGAACGUCGACCCUUCACUACGCACGCAAUUCUCACCAUCACAGGCGGCCAAUCUGCAAAGCCCACAAGGCAUGCAACCCAUGUCUGCUGACGGACAGAAUUUGACUCCACAGAUGGGGUACAAUCACGAUCCCGCGGCAUGGGCGCAUUUACACACGCAAAAUCAACACCGGCCUGAUGACCAAUGGAGUAAUUCCAGCAGUACGGGCGGACCGAUUGUGCCCACGACGCUGAAUGUGGGAGAUUGGUUCGAGUUCUUUGGGAUUCAGAAUGCGAGUGAGAUCAAUGGGUUGAAUGGGUUGAACGGGAUGAAUGGCGCCGCUGGUCCUGGUCCGCCUCCUCCCCCGCAGCAGCAAGGGAACUUUGGGUGA
Ramularia collo-cygni is the source of this 2832-nucleotide messenger RNA. Its product is annotated as related to CUTINASE TRANSCRIPTION FACTOR 1 BETA. Gene Ontology annotation, molecular function: zinc ion binding; DNA-binding transcription factor activity, RNA polymerase II-specific; DNA binding. NCBI's taxonomy places the organism in Eukaryota, Fungi, Ascomycota, Dothideomycetes, Mycosphaerellales, Mycosphaerellaceae. Gene Ontology annotation, biological process: regulation of DNA-templated transcription; DNA-templated transcription. The transcript is spliced from 8 exons. The coding region runs from base 1 to 2832 and encodes 943 amino acids. The record is from RefSeq and is a predicted model, not a curated record.